AGAACUCCUGCUUGACUUUCCAUGGCCGAUUCCGGUGACACAGUCCAACCAAACACGCACCAACACGACAGCGACCCGAGCAGAGCCGUGGCGCCCCGCCUCAUCCCACCCUCCUUCCUCAUCCCUUUCUUGCUUGAUCGGCCUCGCCUCUUCAUCCUCCGCCCAAGUUUUCAAGCACGCAUCGUUGGUCCUUAAUCGGUUCUCCGCGCCCGAUUUCCCCGCGCUUCUAAAUGGGGAGUCGGCGGUGGGUCGCGGCGGCGGCGGCGGCGGCCAUGGUGGCCUUCUUGCUGCUGUCCGCAGCCUCGCACGGAGGACGGAGAGGACCCAGUUUCAACAGCAACAACCGGACUUUUGUUUUUAAUUAUACCCUAGCGAAGACUAUUGUGGAAUAUGCUUCAGCAGUGUAUAUGACGGACCUAACAGCUCUAUAUACAUGGACAUGCUCAAGAUGUAAUGACUUGACUAAAGGCUUUGAGAUUAGGUGUAUAAUUGUCGAUAUCCAGAACUGCUUGCAGGCAUUCAUUGGUGUUGAUCAUAAUCUCAAUGCUGUAAUCGUUGCAAUCAGGGGAACUCAAGAGAACAGUGUACAGAACUGGAUUAAGGACCUGGUAUGGAAGCAAGUUGACCUAAACUAUCCAAACAUGCCUGAUGCGAAGGUCCACACUGGAUUUUACUCUGCUUACAAUAAUACACUUUUACGUCCAGCCAUCACAAAUGCUGUUCGCAAGGCAAGAAGAUUGUAUGGAGAUAUUAGCAUAAUAGUUACAGGGCAUUCGAUGGGAGGAGCUAUGGCUUCUUUCUGUGCACUUGAUCUCGCUAUUAGCCUUGGAAGUGACACUGUUCAUCUCAUGACUUUUGGGCAACCACGUAUUGGCAAUGCUGCCUUUGCCUCCUACUUUGAACAAUAUGUACCCAGUGCGAUCCGAGUGACACAUGAACAUGAUAUUGUGCCUCAUUUACCCCCUUAUUUCUUCUUCCUUCCGCACCUGACAUACCACCACUUCCCUAGAGAGGUAUGGGAACAUGAUGUUGAUGGCAACACAACCUUCCGAGUUUGCGACGGCAGCGGAGAAGAUCCAGAUUGUUGCAGGAGUGUGUUUGCGUUGUUCUUGAGCGCCUCAGACCAUCUGACCUACAUGGGUGUUGAGAUAGCAGCAGACGACUGGAGCACCUGCAGAAUCGUCAUGGCCCAGAGCGUCGAACGGCUCCAAUUGUAUCUUAAGAGUCAUGUUAUCACGUGGAAGAACCCUGUCGAUAUCAUCAUUGCAGAUCAUAGCGUGCAGACUGAUCCGAGCAGUUCCAGCUAGUCAUUAUUCAUACAAGCUGGUGUAUAGUGUUGUCAGCAUUUGCAUGGUUUUAGGCAUUCAGCCAAUGGGAUGGUUUCAACAUUUUUAGCAUGACAGAUAUGUGGUUCUUUUAUCUGUAGCUUGUAAAUGUAGAGAGAUGUGCAGAAGCAGAACACCAAAGUGUCAUAGGGACAAGUUUCUCAGAAUCUUGGGUCCAGUGGUAGUACAUGACUAGGUUUUUUUUGGAAGUGUUAAAAUUUUGUUGAAUAUGUGUAUAGGACUACAGUUAGGCCACACAAGAGAUUUAGGUGUUUGAGUCAAACAUUUGUAAUAUGAGCUUAUUAUUAUAUAAAGGCACCACGGGUAGCCAAAAUAGACUAUGACGGAGUUGGUAGCA
Molecule: messenger RNA, 1683 nt
Organism: Triticum dicoccoides
Lineage: Eukaryota; Viridiplantae; Streptophyta; Magnoliopsida; Poales; Poaceae
Product: lipase-like
Exons: 10
Coding region: 231-1307 (358 amino acids)
Biological process (GO): lipid metabolic process
Source: RefSeq, a predicted model, not a curated record